Molecule: messenger RNA, 2403 nt
Organism: Stegostoma tigrinum
Lineage: Eukaryota; Metazoa; Chordata; Chondrichthyes; Orectolobiformes; Stegostomatidae
Product: gastrula zinc finger protein XlCGF17.1-like
Exons: 2
Coding region: 203-1321 (372 amino acids)
Cellular component (GO): nucleus
Source: RefSeq, a predicted model, not a curated record
GUGAGACGGAGGCAGCAAGGGGCGGAGCGGGGCUGGGGAAGUCUGCGAAAGUAACAUCGAGCGAAGAGUACACUCAGGGCAGAACUGACCGGGUCCCUCCUCUUGUCCGGGGUGAUUAGAAAAGGAGGACUUCAGGGCAGGAAACUCAAAACUAAACUUCACGGAUGGCUCGCCCAAAGUUGUCCGAAGUGGAAUACUGAGCAUGGAAGGAGAGAGAUCUGCGUGCAGCAUGGAGAAAUCACACGCGUGUUCCAGGUGCGGGCAAGGCUUCGCACAGCCUGACCUGUCCCAACACAAAUGCGGUCGUGCCGGGGAGAAGCCGUGGAAGUGCGGGUGCUGCGGCAAGGCCUUCCGUUACCCGUGCUACCUGGAAUCCCACCAGCGCAGCCACACAGGGGAGAGGCAGUUCGCCUGCCCCGAGUGCGGGAAGCAAUUUGCUCAGUCAUCCAGCCUGCAGAAGCACCAACGGGUCCACACUGGGGAGAGGCGGUUCCGCUGCUCGGCGUGCGGGAAGGGGUUCGCAGAAUCGUCCCACUUGCUGAGGCACCGGAGGGUUCACACCGGGGAGAGGCCGUUCGCCUGCGCUGAGUGCGGCAAGGGCUUCACCGAGCUGUCGAGCCUGCAGAGGCACCGGAGAGCCCACAGCGGGGAGAGGCCGUUCGCCUGCGCCGAGUGCGGCAAGCGCUUCACCGAUUCAUCCAUGCUGCUGACGCACCGGAGGGUCCACACCGACGAGAGGCCUUUCGGGUGCCCAGACUGCGGCAAGCGCUGCAAGAGCCCCCGGGACCUGACGUCCCACCGGCGGGUCCACACCGACGAGCGGCCGUUCCGCUGCUCCCGCUGCGGGGCCAGCUUCAAGACGCCAUCGGCCCUCACGAAGCACCGGCGGGUCCACACUGGGGAGAGGCCGUUCGCAUGCCCCCGCUGUGGGGCGAGCUUCAAGCAGUCCUCUCAGCUCGCCGUCCACCAGCGGGUCCACACCGGGGAGAGGCCAUUCGCCUGCUCCGAGUGCGGGAAGGCCUUCGCUCAGUCGUCCCACCUGCAGAUACACGAGCGGGUUCACUCCGAGGAGAGACCCUUCCGGUGCCCGGACUGCGGGAAGACCUUCAAAAGCUCCGGAGAACUGAUGCUUCACCAGCGCGUUCACACCGACGAGAGGCCCUACCGAUGCUCCCACUGCGGCACCGGGUUCCGGAGAUCGUCCGACCUGGCAGAACACCGGCGUGUUCACACUGGGGAGAGGCCGUUCACCUGCUCCGAGUGCGGGAAGGGAUUCACUCAGUCGUCCACUCUGCUGAGGCACCAGCGCGUUCACAAAUAAUUCCAGGAACUAAGGAGGCACCUAGGAGCAGGAGGAGGCAUUCAGCCCGUCUGAGCCUGCUUCACGAUUCAAGAAGAUGGUGGCUGCUCUGGUUAUGACCUCCAUUGCACUUUCCUCUCUACCCCUUGAUUCCCUUGACUGCUAACAAUAUGUGGAAUGUGACCUUGAAUAAAUUCAACACCCAGUUGACUCUUUGACAGAAAGAAAGUCCUCAUCUCUGUCCUAGAACCAGAUGUCUUUUUCUUAAAUUCUUAGACUGGUUUCUCCGACACCUCUGCUGUCUCGGAGGAAGCAUCCUUUCAUUCCUACCCUGUUAGGACCCUCAGGAUCUCAAUGUUUCAAUGAAUCCCCUUUCAUCCUUCCAAACUCAAAUGGGUAAAGAUGUGCGCUGUUUUGCUCUUCAUAAGUUAAACCCUGCAUCCCAGGAAUGAGUCGAGUGAUCCUUCUCUGAGCUGCUUUCUUGAAAUGAGGGGAUCAAAACUGCACUGCACUCAAGAUGCGGUGUCACAUAUGCUCCAUGCAAAUGCAGCAAAAAGUCCCUGCCUUUAUUUUGCAUUCCCUGUGCAAUCAAUGAGAACAAUUUAUUUGCCUCCCAUUAGCUGCAGACAAACUUUAUAUGAUUCUUGUAUUUGGAUUUGCUUUUCAACUUCGCCCAAUUGUCAUUUAUGCGGAAAAAAAUGUUGCAUUCUUUCCACGCACUGAGCCCGGUCUUCGAUGGAAGGGUCAAUCUUAUCAUCCUUGUUUGGGACACUCAGUUCCUUCUAUACCUCGAUGUUCUUCCCGCCAAAUUGGACAACAUUUUCCGAAGUUAUAUCCCACUGCCGACUUGUUUCACCGACCUAGACCUCUUGGCAGUCUCUGCUGUCUUUUCUUGUCAACUUGCAUUCCCACCUAUCUUGGUGUCAUCAGCAAUUUUUUGUUUUCGAGUUAGGUUUAUUAUCACGUGCUGUCAAGUACAGGGAUACAGGAGUAAAGCAAAAAGUGUACGAUGUUGCCUUUCCCGGCACCAUCUUUAGGUACAAAUGUACCUCGGUACAAAAUCUUAGCUACAAAGCAGAAAAAAUAAAGUAAGAGAGUUAAGA